UCAUACGGCAUUGCUAAUAAAGAAAGCAGCUGCAAUAAAGACAACAAAGUCAACAAGUGAAGCCCAAAGACUCAGCCUUUUUGCACCCAUUUCUCACACCCUCUUGUUAAUCUACAGUUUACACGCUUGCAAACUCUCCAUUCUUUCUUUUUUGUUGUGUAUGAUUUAAAUUUUUGGUGGAAGUAGAUGUUGGGGUAUAGUGUAAGGUGCUGAGCUGAAGCUGAAUUUGAUGGAUAAAUUGUGUUGCUUUGGUUCUCAGGCUUCAGGAGGCAAUUCUACGCAUGGAGCUGGCAAGGGAAAAGGCAGUCAGGGACCUAUUAAGUUUGGGUAUAACCUGGUAAAAGGGAAAGCAAGUCAUCCCAUGGAGGAUUAUCAUGUAGCUAAAUUUGUUCAGCACCAGGGACAUGAGCUCGGACUUUUUGCGAUUUAUGAUGGGCAUCUCGGAGAUAGUGUUCCUGCAUAUCUGCAAAAGCACUUGUUUCAUAAUAUAAUAAAGGAGGAAGAGUUUUGGACUGAUCCAGGCAGGUCAAUUUCGAAGGCUUAUGAAAGAACAGAUCAGGCUAUUCUAUCCCACAAUCCAGACUUGGGAAGAGGUGGGUCAACUGCGGUGACUGCAAUUCUUAUAAAUGGUCAAAUUCUCUGGGUAGCCAAUGUUGGAGAUUCACGAGCAGUUCUUUCCAGGAGAGGGCAAGCAAUACAGAUGAGUGUCGAUCAUGAGCCUAAUACAGAGCGUGGAAGCAUUGAAAACAAAGGUGGCUUUGUCUCAAACAUGCCAGGGGAUGUUGCAAGAGUGAAUGGUCAGUUGGCUGUUUCCCGUGCUUUUGGAGACAAGAACUUAAAAAACCAUCUGCGGUCUGAUCCUGAUGUAACCAAUGCUAAUAUUGACGGGGAUACAGAUCUUCUGGUCCUCGCAAGUGACGGUGUGUGGAAGGUAAUGUCUAAUCAAGAGGCUGUUGACAUUGCUAUAAAGAUUAAGAACCCACAGAAAGCAGCAAAACAGCUAUCACUUGAAGCAUUGUAUAGAGAAAGUAAAGAUGACAUAUCUUGCAUUGUCGUUCGGUUCAAGGGUUGAAACAUGUCAUGUUUCAUGUAUAUGCAUUACAUGUACAUUAGAGGGGGUUUCUGUUGCAUGGGGGAAAUAUGUUAGACAAUACAAAGUCUUGGGAUCACAUAGAAAUCGGGUGUCCAUAUCCAAAUUAACGUUCAAAGAGUCCGUAUAAUUCGUUUUUUCUGUCAUUGCUCUGUAAUAUAUAUUAUCUACAAUUAGGAGUUGUGAUGUUCGUUUAUUUGUUUGAUUGUAGAAUCAUACUUCCAAAUCUUUGUAAUUUGCGGUGGUGAUGUUAAAGUUGGCUUGUUGAUAACCA
Molecule: messenger RNA, 1364 nt
Organism: Daucus carota subsp. sativus
Lineage: Eukaryota; Viridiplantae; Streptophyta; Magnoliopsida; Apiales; Apiaceae
Product: probable protein phosphatase 2C 10
Exons: 6
Coding region: 230-1072 (280 amino acids)
Biological process (GO): peptidyl-threonine dephosphorylation
Molecular function (GO): protein serine/threonine phosphatase activity
Source: RefSeq, a predicted model, not a curated record